CCGCCCCUUAGUUUUGAUUGGCUAAAGCUUCCUGACAUUUUCUUCCGGGUACACAGCAAGGGAGACGGGGAGAGGAGAGCGCCGCCGCCGCUGCUGCUGUAUGUGGAUUGUUUGCUGCGGCACAUUCUCUUUAUCACCCUCAUGCUCCCCUCACUGCUGCCAUGAGUAACUCCACGGAUUCUGGAUCAAGUGAUAUGAAUGCUGAUUCAAUGGGAGGGAUUGUUCUGGUUCCUUUCUUCCUUAUCACUGUGCUUGGUGUAGUUGUGGCUGUGAUCAUGUAUGUAAAGAAGAGGAAAAGAGUGGACCGACUUAGACAUCAUUUACUUCCCCUGUACAGCUAUGAUCCUGCGGAAGAGAUACAUGAAGCUGAGCAAGAGCUAUUGGGACAAGACACAAAGGUCUGUCACUACACUGACAACCAAAACGCAUAGGUAGUACAAGGCUGGACAAGUGGAUAUCAUCAGUAUAAAAGGGCAUCGUUAAGGGAUGUGACGGCAUGAGCCUCUCUCACUGAAGCUAUCUGGACAUGGUCUGAGAAGAACACUGCCUCUGUCCUGUCAAAAAACAAAUGGCUAUUCUUUAUUUAAAGCGGUUUUAAUAAUUAAUAUAUUAUGUCCAUAAAAAAUGUUCACAUAUGUUAGAGUGUUUGCAUUUGAAUAUAUGAAGUGAGAUAUGUUUUAUCUAUAUACUCAAUUUUAUAUUCAUAUGCAAAAGCAUCUGCAUAGGCUAUUUAUUAGGCUCAGAAGGUUCCUUAGCUGUCUUAUGUGCAUCCAAUGGGUCACGUUAUAAAGACAACUUCUAGUGAAAAUUAAAUUGCUUCUGUAAGAGGUACAAUGCCGAAUUCAUGGUUACAGCAAAUGAGUUCUCGGUAGAGUAUGUGCCCUGUGCUCAGUUUGCUGAAGCACAGUUAUCACAGCCUAGGCUGUGGUUUUAUUUAUUUAUUCUCUGCUCCGUUAUCCCGUCUUAUGAUGUAGGUGAUAGUAAAGGAUGCUAGUGCCUUAUCAGAAAAUGUGCAACGUUUCUUAUCAAAGGCCCCGGCCACAGCAGAACAAUGCCUGUAUCCUGCAAGCUCCUGCUGAGCUGCUUGUGUACACAAGUCAUGUACGGAAAUGUGACGUACUAAUAUACAAGAAAUGCAACGCAUACAGGGCCUAAUUCAAGGUUGAUUACAAAACAACAUUUUCCUCUAAUGGGCAAAACCAUGUGGAGUGCAGGUGGAGCAGAUGUAACGUGCAGAGAUUUAGAUUUGGGUGGGGUUUUUUUUUCAAACUGAAAUCUAGAUUGCAGUGUAAAAAUACAGCAGCCAGUAUUUACCCUGCACAGAAACAAUAUAACCCACCCAAAUCUAACUCUCUGCACAUGUUACAUCUGCACCACCUGCAGUACAACAUGGUUUUGCCCAUUAGAGGAAAAUUUUGUUUUGCAAUCAACUUUGUCCAUAUGCCAUUUUGUGGAAAGAGGAAACGUAAUCAAGGUUUUUGCAUAAUUAAUAUAAAUUAUGGAAAAAAAUCCUCAAUUUGCCUUCAUUUCUCAAGGGUAUAUCUGUACUCUCCCUCUCAAUCUGCCCCUCAAUUCCAGGCAGCACAAUUACUUCUCCACUAUCCUAAUCAGAUGUGUCAUUAUUUGUCUUAUUAUGGUCUAAUGUUCUAUUUUCCUUAAUUUGCUGAUGGAGAUUAAUAUUUUGUAAUUAAACUUAAGUUAUUUUAUAAACAGUGUGAAUGAAGUUUAGCUUUUGUCACUGUGCGAACCACAAUGGAAGUAAAAACCCCUUAUCACCAUGUAAAAGAUGUUGAACCAGUUAAUUUAUUAUAUGUCAUUAAAAUACAUUGUUUGGUUGGA
This is a messenger RNA of Pseudophryne corroboree (corroboree frog), 1839 nucleotides long. RefSeq names its product small integral membrane protein 29 (gene SMIM29). Bases 162 to 431 code for a protein of 89 amino acids. The transcript has 5 exons. The record is from RefSeq and is a predicted model, not a curated record. Lineage: Eukaryota; Metazoa; Chordata; Amphibia; Anura; Myobatrachidae.